This is a messenger RNA of Gastrolobium bilobum, 2329 nucleotides long. RefSeq lists its product as uncharacterized. Gene Ontology annotation, biological process: positive regulation of ERAD pathway. Bases 432 to 1913 code for a protein of 493 amino acids. The record is from RefSeq and is a predicted model, not a curated record. Gene Ontology annotation, molecular function: ubiquitin protein ligase activity. The transcript has 8 exons. NCBI's taxonomy places the organism in Eukaryota, Viridiplantae, Streptophyta, Magnoliopsida, Fabales, Fabaceae.
GGCAAAACAACAGUUCCUGACUUUGACUUUUCUCCUGUACUCUCCUUCACCUUCGUCGUCAUCAUCUUAUUCAUUUUCUGCAACCAUUGCUGUUUUGAGCUCUAAUCCUCUUGACCAUUGACCCAUUUCUCAGUUCCAUUUCCAAAGCUUCUUCCUUUUUUUCCAUUUGCUUAAUUCACAAUCUAUCAGGUAAGAUAUAAAGCUAAUGCUUCCAACUUCUCUUCUUCAUUCGUUCCCUUCCAUUUUCAUCCCCUUUCACCUUGUUUUCUCUUCCUCUCUCACAAUUAGCUUCAUCCCCUUAAAGGGGCAGGGUAAAAAUUGUUUUUUUAAUAUCUGUGAUCAAACCCCAAAUUAGAAAAUAGCAGAAACAGAGGAAAGAUCAAACAGAAGAGGUAAAGUGAAGAUUAGGGUUUUUUGGUGUUGUGCCAAAGAUGGAAAAUUUGGAUGCUAAUUCAGACCAGUACGCUACCAUUUCUCCUAAUUUAUCAUCAUCAUCAUCAUCAUCUGGAGGUGUUAAUAGUAAUGAUAACAAUGGUAACAGUAAUAGUAAUAGCAGUGUUGGCACUGGUCCCUGGUAUGGGAUGAGGUUGCCCUCUGUUAGCCCCUUUCGUUCUCCACUUUCCUUUUUGUUGGAUUACUCUGGCAUUCUACGCUCACCCCAUGAUUCUGAGGCUGUGAUUGUCAACAAUGGAGUUCCUGGUUCGGAAUUAAGGUCUCAGCUUCAAACUGGGUCGUUUGAUGCUGCUGCUGAUGCUGGGAACAGUGCAGGGGAAGUUGCAAUAAGGAUCAUUGGAGCUGGAGAGCAUGAUCAGAAUCAGCUUGGAGAAGUGGGGCAUGAUGAUUGUGAUGAUCUGAUGGAUGAUAGAGGUGGAAUGCCUGCAUUGGAUGAUGAUGAUGAUGCUGGGGGUCGUGGUAGAAAUGCUGUUGGUGAGAGGGUUCCUUUGGUGUCUUCGUCUUCACCAUUGGCUGGUAGUGGACAGGUUGGUGGUGAUGCUGCUGGGAAUGGUAACAGUAGGGAUUCAUCAUCCUACCAGAGGUAUGAUAUUCAGCAAAUUGCCAAGUGGAUUGAGCAAAUUCUUCCUUUCUCGCUCUUGUUGGUGGUUGUUUUCAUCCGACAGCAUUUGCAAGGUUUCUUUGUCACAAUUUGGAUAUCAGCUGUGAUGUUCAAAUCAAAUGAAAUUGUUAAGAAACAGACAGCUUUAAAGGGAGAUAGGAAAGUGUCUAUCCUUAUUGGCAUUGCUUUUGCUUUCAUGCUUCACGUGAUGUGCAUUUACUGGUGGUAUCGAAAUGAUGAUCUUUUAUACCCACUGGUCAUGCUUCCUCCAAAAGCAACACCUUUCUGGCAUGCCAUAUUCAUCAUCUUGGUUAAUGAUACAUUGGCACGGCAAGCUGCAAUGGCUUUCAAGUGUUUCCUGCUUAUAUAUUACAAAAAUGGCAAAGGUCAUAACUUCCGUCGGCAGGCUCAAAUGUUAACUCUGGUUGAGUACACGCUGCUGUUGUAUCGUGCUUUGUUGCCAACCCCAGUUUGGUACCGGUUUUUCUUGAACAGGGAUUAUGGCAGUCUCUUUUCGUCACUGACCACUGGAUUGUAUCUAACUUUCAAGCUAACAUCUGUAGUUGAGAAGGUCCAAUGUUUCGUUGCUGCCUUGAAGGCUUUAUCAAGAAAGGAAGUUCAUUAUGGGGUUAAUGCCACAAUGGAGCAGGUUAAUGCUGCUGGUGACCUAUGCGCUAUAUGCCAGGAGAAGAUGCAUACCCCUAUCUUGUUGCGCUGUAAACACAUUUUUUGCGAAGAGUGUGUAUCAGAGUGGUUUGAGAGAGAAAGGACUUGCCCACUAUGCAGAGCAUUGGUUAAACCUGCUGAUCUUCGGACCUUUGGAGAUGGAUCAACAAGUCUAUUUUUCCAGUUGUUUUAAACUCGCGAACUUUGGGUUGGAUCAUAGCUUUGAGCCAACCUCUACCAAAAAAUCAUCAUGUUUAGUGCUCUGAUUUGGUAAGAUAUUUCAUCAAUCAAUUCCUAGGAAAUGAAAUUGUAGGGACUCAUCAAAGAUAUGGCUUAAAAAUUCAUGUUCUCUUGUAAUGAGGUCAGAUGUGCAAGCUGCCAGCUACUCAAACCCGAGGGGAUCCCACUAACCUGAUAUUUUAUAUUCCUCAUAUCUCAGUAAAUGAUAAACACAAACUUGUUCAUAAUGUCACAUCCUUUUGAAAUUCAUCUCCCUCUCCCACUCCCUUUUUAAAGUAUGUAUAUGUAUCUACACAGGCUUUAUGCAAAUAUGUCAACUGAGUUGUUCAUGCACUUGGAAGUGCUGAAAUUGAUAUUUUUACUAUAUGA